This is a messenger RNA of Leptinotarsa decemlineata (Colorado potato beetle), 880 nucleotides long. RefSeq lists its product as uncharacterized. The record is from RefSeq and is a predicted model, not a curated record. NCBI's taxonomy places the organism in Eukaryota, Metazoa, Arthropoda, Insecta, Coleoptera, Chrysomelidae.
AUCAUAACAUUAUUGGAUCUAGUGCAGUGCAAAACUAAUUACUAGCUUGACCGUAGCUACCCAAGAAAAUGGCUUCACAUCUUCUGGUUGCUUCAAUUGUUGUCCUAGCUCUUCUCGAAGUUUGUCAUGCUGGAGGCUAUGGAGGAGGAGGACAUAAAAAAGUGAUUAUCCACGUGCCAUUCAAAGUUAAGCACAUCCACCACACCCGCACCGUCGUCAAGCACGUCGGCCACGAAGGAGGCGGCGACAAGGAGUACUACAAAGUCAUCGGUUACUCCGGAGGAAUCGACGACGGAGAGGUAGUUUCCCAUGGAGGCGGCGGACACGGAGGUGGAUGGGAAGGCGGUUUUGGCGGAGGCAUCGGAGGCGGCCAUGGAAUCGAAAUCGGUCACUCAGUUUCAGGAGGUGGUGGUGGAUAUGAAGGGGGCAUUGGAGGUGGACACGGAGCAUCGCUAGAGAGUCAUGGGGGAGAUCAAGGGAGCUCAGGUCUGGGUCAUUACGAGGAAGGUCACAGCUUUGGCGGUGGUGACGGAGGAUACGGAGGAGGUUAUGGAGGAGGUUAUGGAGGAGGUUAUGGAGGUGGUGAUGGUGGCUAUGGAGGUCACGGCUUCGAGCAAAACGCGAUAUCACAUGAAGGAGGAGGUCAUGAUUUUGGCGGUGGUUAUGGAGGAAGCUAUGAAAGCCAUGGAGGAGAUGAAGGUCACGGUGGCUACCAUUGAGUGCAGCUCUUUCUGAAUAAACUUAUCGCUACCUGUACAUUAUUUUCUACAAAUGACCAAACUAGUCCUUUUUUGUUGUUAAUUUAGUGUGUAAGUUGGAUGUUUCCUUAUUGUUGAUGUCUUUUUUACUUUUAUAAUAAAACCACUUUAUUUAUAUUCAA